GAGUUGUCCAUUGCACACGUGGGAAUGUGAUAUUUUGUUGAAGUUUAUGGGAAAAUAAUUAGCAUUACAGAAAGGAAAUAAUACAGAAAAUAAAAUAAACCCAUACAGAGAACUAAAGCACACGAUAAAAAGCACGCACACUAUGAUAGUUUUUCCAUAAUCAAUAGAGGUACGAGGAUCUUGUACUGGUGUCAUUCCUGUAUGCUUUCACCCUCCCCUGGCCACUGCUUGCACGAUAUCUCUCCCAGUCUGCCAGUACCCUGAGACCAGGCACUUUAGGCUCUUUCAGUCAUGCGUUACUGUUUUCCGUGAGAGAGCGAUUCAAGGUUCAAUGGUGUGUAUUGCCUGCUCUGAUUUGAAUGGCAUCAUUUCAGACGCGCAAGCUUCUCGUUUACGUAUUCUGAGGAAUAAAUACGCAAUUUCUCCAGAUGUUGCAGACGGCUGGACGACGAGCCUUAUACAUGGCCGAGCGAUAUAAACAACAUCCGGAAGGUGGUGCUCCACACAUCUGUCCCUGGCUAAACAAAGGCUGCGCCUUCCUGUCGCUGCCUCCUGAGUACACCUUAUCACAGGAAGCAGCCACUUCGCACCUUCCACUCCUGACCCUGGUUCACUCAAGGACCUCCCAGCUGACCUACAUGUCCCCCUCGAGCAAGCCCAGCGACUUACCCCCGUCACGGUCUGAUAAACCUGACACUCCAGCCGCGGAAGCAAGCGCCGCCCAGGAUGUAGCCGCUGAAUAAAAGGGGGACAUUCGCC
This is a messenger RNA of Penaeus monodon (black tiger shrimp), 759 nucleotides long. RefSeq lists its product as uncharacterized. The record is from RefSeq and is a predicted model, not a curated record. Lineage: Eukaryota; Metazoa; Arthropoda; Malacostraca; Decapoda; Penaeidae. The coding region runs from base 429 to 743 and encodes 104 amino acids. The transcript has 2 exons.